Molecule: messenger RNA, 1352 nt
Organism: Drosophila pseudoobscura
Lineage: Eukaryota; Metazoa; Arthropoda; Insecta; Diptera; Drosophilidae
Product: GTPase Era, mitochondrial
Exons: 2
Coding region: 128-1273 (381 amino acids)
Biological process (GO): ribosomal small subunit assembly
Cellular component (GO): mitochondrial matrix
Molecular function (GO): GTP binding; rRNA binding; ribosomal small subunit binding
Source: RefSeq, a predicted model, not a curated record
ACCGGUCCGGUUAGAGUAGUGGAAUACGACCAUUAGCAAAGAGUAAUGUCAUACGGCCAGGAAGAACAUCAGCUAUCGAAAUUGGCUAUCGAAAUUUGCUAAAUAAAAAUAAACUUGAUUUCGCAAGAUGCGGUAUAAUUGGUUUUCAAGUGCUUUAAAAUUGCUGAAUAGGACUAAUAGCAAUCGAUGUUUGCUUACAAAUGGACGCAGCUUGUCCAACGCCACUCAAUCCGACGACACAUCGUCCAACCCUGCGCAACUACCUCCGCAGGAGAGUACGAAGAAUAUCAACAAGUCAGUGGAUCAGCAGAUGUCCCUGCACAUUGCUGUGAUUGGAGUCCCCAAUGUGGGCAAGAGCACGUUCAUCAACAACAUAAUUAACCACAGGGUAUGUCCCACAUCCGCUAAAGUACAUACCACCCGCAAGUCGAACACGGCCAUUUGCACAACCGGACAAACUCAGCUCGUGUUCUACGAUACGCCCGGCUUGGUGACCCAGCGGGAAAUACGGAAGCACCACUUGGAGCAGAGCUUUAAGAGCUCCUACCGGCAUGCCAUUCAGCAUGCGGACGUCAUCGCCGUCAUGCAGGAUGUCUCAAACAGCUGGACGAGAAAGGAACUGCACCCUACUGUCUUGGACACCUUGAAGGCCUACGCCAACCUACCCAGUUUCCUCGUGCUGAACAAGAUAGAUGCCCUUAAAUCGAAGCGCGUGCUUUUGGAUCUGAUCAAGACUCUAACCAAUGACACGCUCUCCGGUCAGCGAAAUGGCAAAGGUGCGACGCGAGGUCUGGCAGCCGCUACCACGGGUCAGGUGGCAGAGGGAAUUCCGCUAAGCAAGCGACAGACCACUUGGGAUCACUUUGAUAAUGUGUUCCUUGUCUCAGCCAUGACAGGUAAUGGCCUGAAUGAGCUUCAGAACUAUUUGAUUGGACAGGCAUUGCCAAGACAAUGGAGAUUCGCCUCGGACAUUCACACAGAUGCCAGCCCCGAGGCGCUCAUUGUAGAAAGUGUUCGUGCCCGUUUGCUAGACUACUUGCCGCAGGAGAUACCCUAUAACCUGAAGUGCGAGCUAGAGUAUUACAGCUUGGAGAAACAUGUUGUCUACACGUCCGUUCAAGUACAAUGUCCCACUGAACGCAUUGAGCGGCUGAUAUGUGGCGAGUCCAAUGGGAAAUUGCGACAGAUAACUGAACGUGUGACCUCCGAUUUGGUGGAGAUGUUCGGUCAGGCGGUUUCCCUGACCAUUUCCACGGCCUCCAAGGUCAAGUAGACCGGCCGAAGCUAAAGAAUACCUGUUGUUAAAUUUUACUUUAAUUGUAAUGAACAUAUAAAACUUAGAGCUCAUAAUA